AUGGAUCAGAUACCUCGACCAACAAUCUUUGAAUUCCAUGGAGUCUUCAUGUCCAAAUACUUCACUGAAAACUGGGACAACGUACAAAGCUUCGUAGCGAGACCAGAUGAUAUUCUCAUAGCUACUUAUCCUAAAGCAGGGACCACGUGGGUCUCUUAUAUCCUUGAUCUGCUGCAUUUUGAGCAGGUGUGUCCCGAGCGUAUGGCAUCCAUCCCCAUUCAUGAGAGAGUGCCCUUCCUGGAGAUCAGUGCACCGUUUCAUACUAAAGGCAAAGACCUGGCGGACCAACUUCCCACCACUCCUCGUCUAAUUAAAACUCAUCUACCAAUCCAGUUUGUACCAAAGUCCUUCUUGGAGCAGAACUGCAGGAUUAUCUACGUUGCUCGUAAUGCAAAGGAUUCAGCAGUGUCCUAUUUUCACUUUGGCCGCAUGAACUGCAUCCAGCCAGAUCCAGUUGACUGGAGCACCUUCUUGCAGGAUUUCAAGGAGGGAAAGACGGUGUUUGGAUCUUGGUAUGACCACGUGACCGGCUGGUGGGAGAAGAAAAAGUCAUAUUCCAAUAUUCACUACAUGUUCUAUGAGGACCUGGCUGAGGACACUGGACGAGAGAUAGACCAGCUCUGUUCCUUCAUCGGUUUGUCUCCUCCGGCCGAGAAGAAGGAAAGAAUCGCGACUGGAGUGAAGUUUGAAAACAUGAAACAAGACAAAAUGGCCAAUUAUUCCACUGUUAAAGUGAUGGACCACAAGGUGUCUCCUUUCAUGAGAAAAGGGAAAGUUGGUGACUGGAAGAACCACUUCACUGUUGCUCAGAAUGAAGAGUUCGACGAAGACUACAAGAAAAAGAUGAAGAAUCCCACGCUGAAGUUUCGCACAGAGAUUUAGAGGUCUGGCCCGUUUGCUUAAUGAAACAUUCCUGAACCGUUCUUUGAUCAAAUAAUGUGAGACAGAUGUUUAAUUUCGAUUUUUGGUAACAAGAAAAUGAUCUAAUCAAUCUGAUAAUAGGAUCAAUUAUCGAAGCUUUACUUUGACUUCUAUGAGCCUGAUGUUUUACUGUGAUGUUGAUCAAUUAUUAAUCAAUCGAUUUUAAUUUUUGUUGCACAUUUCAUAUAGAAGUAGUCUCAAUGUAUGUAUAAUAUAGAAACCAUUAAAAGAAUGGGAUAGAAAAUGCAUAUUGACACUUCACUAGAGUAAAAUAACCAACAGACAUACACACUCACACACACUCUCACACACACACACUCACACACACACACACACUCACACACUCACUCACACACACACACACACACUCAAACACUAACCGUUAAGAGAGAAAAUAAAUGUUUGCUUUUAAAAGAAAGCACAGCUGCAGCAGAUCGUUUUAAAUGCAUAUUGAAACUCUGCACCAAUGUAAUAACCAAGAGCAAAUGUAUGACACACAAACACACCUCAACUACCAAAAGCAUGAGAGAAAAAAAAUGUUUUAAAUUUGCUUUUGAAAGAAGAAGCAGUUGCAGCAGAUCUCAGGUCAGUGAAAAGGGUCAUCGCGACUCCGUGCAUCAUCACCUCGAUUACUUUUGAGUCCAGCUACAUUAAGGAGACACGUGCUUGAUGAUCUGACGGAUCUGGUUGUGUUAUAGUCUGUGACCAGGUAAGAAAUGUAUGUGGGAGCCAUACCAUUUAGGUCCUCGUACACCAGUGGUAAUACUUUGUCAAACCUAAUUUGAUAGAAAUGUACCGUAUCUACUGUUAAGCUGUGAACUCAUGGUCCUGGAAACAAUCUAAAUUAAAGGAACUAA
This is a messenger RNA of Paralichthys olivaceus (Japanese flounder), 1778 nucleotides long. NCBI's taxonomy places the organism in Eukaryota, Metazoa, Chordata, Actinopteri, Pleuronectiformes, Paralichthyidae. The record is from RefSeq and is a predicted model, not a curated record.